Messenger RNA from Asparagus officinalis (garden asparagus), 465 nucleotides. RefSeq lists its product as uncharacterized. Bases 1 to 465 code for a protein of 154 amino acids. The record is from RefSeq and is a predicted model, not a curated record. The transcript has a single exon. Lineage: Eukaryota; Viridiplantae; Streptophyta; Magnoliopsida; Asparagales; Asparagaceae.
AUGCUUGCUGAAUUCAAGGCGGCAAUGUUCCAUGAAUUUGAGAUGAUGGACAAUGGAUUGAUAUCCUAUUUUCUUGGCAUUAAAGUGAAGCAGCAGCAAGAGGGGAUUUUUAUAUCCCAGAAGAAUUAUAUGAAGGAGAUCUUAGAGAAGUUCAAGAUGAAUGAAUGCAACCCUGUGAACACCCCAAUAGCCAUCGGAAUGAAGCUCUCAAGAGAAGGAGACAGACGUUUCAUGGAUUCAACUCUUUUCAAACGUCUAGUUGGCAGCCUGAGAUACUUGACGAUCACAAGGCCCGAUAUUACUUAUGGAGUCGGACUUGUGAGUCGCUACAUGGAGACACCGAAGGAGUCUCACUGGCUAGCUGCAAAGAGGAUACUAAGGUAUAUCAAAGGCACACUCAACCUGGGUCUCUUCUAUGCAUAUAAUAAAAAUGCACAACUAGUUGGUUACUCAGAUAGUGACUAG